ACCAUGGCCUGAGCUCACGGCACGGCCUCAACAGAGGAAGCAAAGCUUUCACGGCUCGUCUGGCUGGGGACGCCAUCAUGGAGCUGCUUCCUCUUCUCCUCGCCUGCUCCCUCCUGUUCACGGUUGCAGCUCCUGCCCGGGACAUCACCAGCGUCUGCGCCUCGCAAAUCAGGGAUUUCCCGCACCGGAACAGCUCGGGGCUCCACCUGACACUGCACCACCCGCAGAGCCCCUGCUCGCCGGCGCCGCUCCCGUCCGACCUCCCCUUCUCCACCGUCCUCAGCCACGACGAUGCGCGCGCCGCCCACCUCGCCUCGCGCCUCGCCACCAAUAACGACGCGCCGCCCCGCCGCCCGACGUCGCUCCGCAAGAAGGCCGCCGGCGGCCGCUUCGACGACUCCCUGGCCACCGUGCCGCUCUCGCCGGGCAUGUCCAUAGGCGUGGGGAACUACGUAACCCAGCUGGGUCUUGGCACGCCGGCCACCUCCUACGCCAUGGUCGUCGACACGGGCUCGUCCCUCACCUGGCUGCAGUGCUCGCCCUGCGUGGUGUCGUGCCACCGCCAGGCCGGCCCGCUCUACGACCCCAGGGCGUCCAGCACCUACGCCACCGUGCCGUGCUCGGCGUCGCAGUGCGACGAGCUCCAGGCCGCCACGCUCAACCCGUCCGCCUGCUCCGUCUCCAACGUCUGCGUCUACCAGGCCAGCUACGGCGACAGCUCCUUCUCCGUCGGCUACCUCAGCAGGGACACCGUCUCCUUCGGCUCCAGCAGCUUCCCCGGAUUCUACUACGGCUGCGGCCAAGACAACGAGGGGCUCUUCGGGCGCUCGGCGGGGCUCAUCGGCCUCGCGCGCAACAAGCUCUCGCUGCUCUCCCAGCUCGCGCCCAGCCUCGGCAACUCCUUCUCCUACUGCCUCCCGACGUCGGCGUCGACGGGGUACCUCACCAUCGGGUCCUACAACCCGGGGCAGUACUCGUACACGCCCAUGGCGUCGAGCUCCCUUGACGCCUCGCUCUACUUCGUCACCCUGUCCGGGAUGUCCGUCGGCGGGAGCCCGCUCGCGGUCUCGCCGUCGGAGUACAGCAGCCUGCCGACGAUCAUCGACUCGGGCACGGUGAUCACGCGCCUGCCGACGAGCGUGUACUCGGCGCUGAGCAAGGCGGUGGCCGCGGCCAUGGGCGGGGCGGCGCGCGCCCCCGCGUUCUCCAUCCUGGACACCUGCUUCGAGGGCCAGGCGUCGCGGCUCGGCGUGCUGGCCGUGGGCAUGGCGUUCGCCGGCGGCGCGACGCUGAAGCUGCCGACGAGGAACGUGCUCAUCGACGUGGACGACUCCACCACGUGCCUGGCGUUCGCGCCCACGGACAGCACGGCCAUCAUCGGCAACAUGCAGCAACAGACGUUCAGCGUCGUCUACGACGUCGCGCGGUCCAGGAUCGGCUUCGCGGCCGGCGGCUGCAGCUGAAGGGCGAACCGCACCGCACGGCACGCAUGGAUGUGAGCGAUGCCAUGGCAUGGUAAGCUCAGGCUUGGUAAUUAAUUGAAAAUGGAUACACAUGUAAAUUUCAAGUUGAUGAAGAUUAUUGUGUUACAAGUUACCGAAUUGUUCAUUCUACGCUCCUGUAAACUGUACAUCAUUUAUAUAUAGGUAAAACGAGUAUCUGAAUUUAUACAGCUCGUUCAAAGUGUCAACAAUUUAUAAGGUAACGAAAACAGAAAUGUAAUGACUGGACGGUUUGGUUCAUCCUUAUGUCUGUUCUUGAUCAAA
Molecule: messenger RNA, 1766 nt
Organism: Panicum hallii
Lineage: Eukaryota; Viridiplantae; Streptophyta; Magnoliopsida; Poales; Poaceae
Product: aspartyl protease family protein At5g10770-like
Exons: 2
Coding region: 78-1463 (461 amino acids)
Biological process (GO): proteolysis
Molecular function (GO): aspartic-type endopeptidase activity
Source: RefSeq, a predicted model, not a curated record